AUGUCGACUCCCAGUGCCCGAAAACCGCUUUCUACCCCUAUGAAUACUCCUUCACCGCGUCGGAAUCCUGUCGAAAAUAGUCCCAGUAGACCUCCUGUGGCAAGUUCAGUACCAACGAGUACUGGUCAAGGUCUUGCACGCACUCCGUCUCUCCGACAGACCCGACCUCUGCGGAAAGCGACAAAUCGCUUGAGCAGUUCAUUUGGAACGCCUGAUAACGAAAUCGAGAAUGAGGAGACAAAAUCUGCCAACGCACAAUUGAUCGCAGAUUUGAAAGAGCAGGUUCAUCGUGCUGAACAAGCAUCGGAGCAAUACAAAAAACAAUUAGAAGGCAUGCAACAACGGCUUGACGAAGCAGCGACAGAACAGACUGCCUCCGAAGAACGUGAUUAUCAAAGACAAACGGAAUUAGAUCGACUGAAAGCAGAGAUCAAGGAUUUGACUCGGCAAUGUCGAGAGCUCGAGUUAAUUUACAACGAGGACAAACAAGCCUUCCUUCAGGACCGGGAGAGACAGGCUAGUAAGGAAGCAGAUCUCCAAGCGGUGAUCGGUAGGCUUAAUGAAGCCUUGCGAAAUCGGAGCGCUGAAAGACUUAACACCAGCCGAUCUACUGGCAUAGCUGAGACCCAGUUAUCCGAUGGCAGUGCAGAUGGAAGUGCCGCCGCAAGGGAUAGCCAUGCACCCGACUUUCUUCAGACCCUCCAACAGAAGGAGGCGGCCAUCGAAGCCCUCAGAUUUGACUUGGCUGAAGCACAAUUGAAGUUGGCUGAACAAGAGCACAUGGGUGAUGGACGUCUCCAAGCGCUGGAGAAGGCAAUCAUGGAAAUUAAGAUGCAAAACGCACGCCUUGUGGAAGAGAAUGAGAGUUUUCAGAUGCUUUUAAGCGAGAAAACGCUCAAGGGGGAUUUUAUGCACGAUCAUCAUACUCAUGAAGACAUCGGCGAGAUGAGCACAUUGGCAGAAGAACUCGAGUCAACGGAAGAGGACACCGAGGGCCAAAGUGAAGCGUACAAGAAGUUGGAGGCCGAUAACAAGUCGCUGAGAGAAGAGAAUAAGGCUCUGACACUAUACAUCGACAAGAUUAUCGGGCGCUUGCUUCAGCACGAAGGUUUUGAGCGUAUUAUUCACGACAAGGAGGAACCUCCGCCACCGCCCACCAGAUCCGCAGCGACGGACAAGGCACUUCCAGCCGUACCAGAUCAGCACACAUCCACGCCCACGCAAACUGCAGCCACCACAGCUGCUGGAGUUGCAACUGGCUUGCUGCAGCGGGCCAGAUCUGUUGUGUCACGACCAGGACCAAAGGCACGACCGAUGUCGUACGCACAACCAGCUCCCGCAGCACCAACGCCGAAUGAAAAUCCAGAGACUGCUCCCAGUAUUCCACUCAACCGAGGACAUCGUCGGGCUCGAUCUGAUCAGGUUCAAACGGACAUGGCAGCAGCUGCAGUGGUCCAGCAAAUGAACCGUGGAUCUCCCAUGCGCACGGUCUCUGGAGGGCCAAUGAGUCCGGGGAUACGACCACUUAGCCCACAACUGUCCCAGGGACGAGGGUCAUAUUUCAGCCCGACAAGUGCCACUCGGGCGCCGUCAGGCUCUGGUACACGAGGUGGUAGUUCGGCCAACAGUAUGACCAGCGAGCACAGCGAAGAACAAAAAUCAUAUACGGAUGGCAGCUCUACAGCGGCACAGACAGGCGGAAGUAAUCCAAGCCAAGGACAAAGCAAUAUCCCUGGAGCGGUGAUGAAACAGAAUCAGCUGAGACCUCUACGAUUGGUGCAAGAACAGGCCGUGGCAGAUGAGGAGCAGAAACGAAAUAAUCGUUCGAGUUGGAUUGGGUGGUUGAGAGGCAGUACGAUCGAGGCGCAGAAUGAAUAA
Molecule: messenger RNA, 1878 nt
Organism: Rhinocladiella mackenziei CBS 650.93
Lineage: Eukaryota; Fungi; Ascomycota; Eurotiomycetes; Chaetothyriales; Herpotrichiellaceae
Exons: 2
Coding region: 1-1878 (625 amino acids)
Source: RefSeq, a predicted model, not a curated record